Molecule: messenger RNA, 1209 nt
Organism: Lichtheimia ornata
Lineage: Eukaryota; Fungi; Mucoromycota; Mucoromycetes; Mucorales; Lichtheimiaceae
Exons: 4
Coding region: 1-1209 (402 amino acids)
Biological process (GO): translational elongation
Cellular component (GO): nucleus; cytoplasm
Molecular function (GO): translation elongation factor activity
Source: RefSeq, a predicted model, not a curated record
AUGUCUCUUGGUGUUAUCAAAAGCUAUCCCGAGAAUCCAAACGUGUACAAAGUUCAAAUCGCGGCCGCGUAUAGUGGUGUCAAGGUCGACUUUCAAUCGUUUGAUAUUAUGAAAGAACGUGAUGAAGCCUUUUGGCAACGUUUCCCUUUUGGCAAGGUUCCUGUAUUUGAAGGCAAAGAGGCCAAUCUAUUCGAGUCAAGUGCUAUUACACUCUAUGUCCUCGCACAGCAAAAGGAUUCACCUCUUUUGGGCAAGACACCACUUGAACAAGCUGAAAUCCAGCAAUGGGUCCUCUUUUCCGAGAAUGAAAUCAGUCAGCAUGUGUCUGGAUGGGUUGCACCCCUUCUCGGUUACGCUCAAUACAUCAAGCCCAAUGUCGAGAGUUCCAUCCAAAAGCUUCAGCGAUCUUUGAGUGCUUUGAACAAGAGUCUGGAAUCCAAGACCUAUCUUGUCGGAGAAGAUGUCACUUAUGCCGACAUUGUGAUGGUGUGUUCACUCGUGAGACCUUUCAAUUUGCUUUGUGACAAGGAAUUCCGUGCCCCCUACAAGAACGUCAUUCGCUACUUUAACACGCUCGUCAACAAGCCUCACUUUAAGUCCGUCAUUGGUGACUUCAAGUAUUGUGAAAAGGCACUCAAGAAUGUACCUCCCAAGCAAGACAACAAGAAGGAAGAAAAGCCAAAGAAGAAGGCCGCAGCUCCUCCUCCUCCUCCUGCUGAUGAUACUCCCAAACCUACUCCCAAACCAAAGUCUGCUUUGGAUCUUUUGCCCAAGAGCAGCUUCGUCCUUGAUGACUGGAAACGCACGUAUAGUAACAAUGAUACCGAUGUUGCCAUGAAAUGGUUCUGGGAACACUUUGAUCCUCAAGGAUGGUCCAUUUGGAAGGCCACUUACAAGUACAAUGACGAAUUGACACUUGUCUUCAUGUCCAACAAUUUGAUUGGUGGUUUCUUUGCUCGUCUUGAACGUGCUCGCAAGUAUGCCUUUGCUUCCAUGGUCGUCACGGGUACCAACAACAACAAUGCCAUCUCGGGUUACUUUAUCAUUCGUGGUCAAGAAGUGCCUUACGAGAUUUACGAUGCCGCUGAUUAUGAUUCGUACGAGUUUGUCAAGGUCGAACCUUCCCAGUAUGAGGAGAAAAAGGAUGAGAUUUACAAGUACAUGGCUUGGGAGGUCGAUGGCUUUGCUGACGGCAAGAUCUUCAAGUAA